Messenger RNA from Penicillium antarcticum, 2700 nucleotides. Its product is annotated as phosphatidylinositol 3-kinase VPS34. Gene Ontology annotation, cellular component: phosphatidylinositol 3-kinase complex, class III, type II; membrane; phosphatidylinositol 3-kinase complex, class III, type I. The transcript is spliced from 2 exons. The record is from RefSeq and is a predicted model, not a curated record. Gene Ontology annotation, molecular function: 1-phosphatidylinositol-3-kinase activity. Gene Ontology annotation, biological process: phosphatidylinositol-3-phosphate biosynthetic process; phosphatidylinositol-mediated signaling; autophagosome assembly. The coding region runs from base 1 to 2700 and encodes 899 amino acids. Lineage: Eukaryota; Fungi; Ascomycota; Eurotiomycetes; Eurotiales; Aspergillaceae.
AUGGAGGCCUUCACUUUUGCCAUAUCCACGGAUGUGGAUAUUCCAAUUCAUAUCAAGAUUGGCUCGUUGGAAGGAAAACAGAAAAAGAUCCUGGAUUCAGUCCUCGACGAGAACCCCGAACUGCAGUUUAUCGCUUCCAAUCAAGAUCCUGCCUCCGACUUAUACGCAACAGUUCAGUUAUGGUCUGACUCAAAGCCUAUGGGUGUGCCAAUGCAGACCAAAUACAAGUCUUUCAAAGCCCAACGAAUAUGGAACGAAUGGUUGAAGAUGCCCAUGUCCAUCAAGGACGCCCAACGUAACUCUCAACUCGCGAUAACGCUAUGGGAUCUGUCGCCAUUGGCUGCUAAUGGUGUACGCCAUGUCCCAUUUGGUGGCACCACUAUCUCACUGUUUGAUAAAGAUGGGAAGCUGAAAAUGGGAAAACAAAAGUGCAAGGUGCAUCUUCGACGGGAAGCCGAUGGCGAUGCCUUUACAUCUACCCCGUCCACUCCAGCACCCAAGCGCCGGAAAACGAGAUCUCGUGAUCCUUCUGAACCGUCAGCUGAAGAGAAGGAGCUAGAGCGAGUAGAAGUUCUGAUCAAGAAACAUGAAAUGGGAGAGAUCCCACGUGUUGACUGGAUGGAUCAACUACUUUUCCGUGAGCUGGAGAAACUGAAGUUGAAUGCGGAAGAUGCGGCUCGAAAACGUGUCCUUGAGCUCGAGGCUCUUAUGAAAAAGGAUCCCAAAGGACACCACAAGGACGAUGAUUCCGACGAAGAAAAGCCUGAUGAAGAACAUUUCGAUGUUUACGUCGAAUUUCCGCGCUUCGAUCACCCGAUCGUCUGGGCUGAUCACGAAUAUCCUCCUCCGCCAAUCUCAUCUUAUCCUCAGAACGGACCUUCCCACCCUAAUUCGACUCUCAAGCCUGUCCCGGAGGUCCACUUCGGACCUGGCAUCCAACGUGCUGAUCCUUACAGUGUCAUCCGAAUCUACGAUCCGGAAUGUGGUCAAGUCGCCAAUCCUUGUGAGGACAAGCAUCGACGUCUGAUCCGUAGUCAUCGGACGGGCAUCUUGGAUCGGGACUUAAAGCCAAACCCCAAGAUUAGGGAUGACCUCAGCAUGAUCAUAUCUUAUGAGCCGACGCAAGAGCUUACUGCCGAGGAGAAGGAUCUCGUGUGGCGAUUCCGAUACCAUCUUACGCGUGAGAAGAAGGCUUUGACCAAAUUUGUCAAGUCAGUCAACUGGAGGGAUGUUGGGGAAUCUCGGCAAGCUAUCGAAAUCCUUCCCAAGUGGACCGAAAUCGAUGUUGAUGAUGCGUUGGAGAUUCUCGGACCAACGUUUGAUCAUCCGGACGUUCGAUCAUAUGCUGUUGAGACCCUGCGAAAGGCUGAUGAUGAAGAGCUACUUCUAUAUUUGCUUCAGUUGGUGCAGGCUUUGAAGUAUGAGGAGUCUCCCGAGUACAAAGCCGAAGAUGCCGCCCACGACUUCUCGCUUGCCAACUUCCUGAUUUCGCGAGCGGCAAAUAACUUCAAGCUUGGUAACUAUCUGUUCUGGUAUCUCACAGUGGAGAUUGAUGAUGCUGGCUCAAAUAUUCUUCCCGCUCAACGUCAGCUGUUCGUACGGGUUGCAUACUACUUCAUGGCCGAACUAGAGAGAGUUCACCCGGAGCAUAAAAAGACACUCCUGCGUCAAGCAGAAAUGGUGACUGUUCUUUCAAAGGUCGCCAAAGAUGUCCGGCUUUCGCGGGAGAACAGACCUGUCAAGAUCGACAUGUUGAAGAAGUACAUACGUGAUCCUGAGAAUGAUCUGAUUACUAUCGAUCCUCCAUUACCGUUACCUUUGAACCCCGAGGUUUCAGUUGUUGGAUGCUACCCCGAAGAAUCCAACGUCUUCAAGUCCACGCUUUCUCCUUUGCUUAUGACGUUCAAAACCUCGGACGGCCUUCGUUAUCCGAUGCUCUUCAAAGUUGGCGAUGACCUUCGCCAGGAUCAAUUGGUCAUCCAGAUCAUCAUUUUGAUGGACCGUCUUCUGCAAAAAGAAAACCUCGAUCUGAAGCUGACACCCUAUCGCAUCCUUGCGACCAGUCCGACAGCCGGUGCCGUUCAAUUCAUCCCCUCCAUUUCUCUCUCCGCGGCCUCCUCCAAGUACAAGUCUAUUCUCGCCUACUUGAAGAUCAACAACCCUGAUGAGAACGAGCCCCUAGGUGUUCGCAAAGAGACAAUGGACACAUAUAUCAAAUCGUGUGCCGGAUACUGUGUCAUCACCUAUCUGCUUGGCGUUGGCGACCGUCAUCUCGAAAAUCUGCUUCUAGCUCCAGAUGGCCACUUCUUUCAUGCCGACUUUGGCUUCAUCCUUGGCCGUGACCCAAAGCCGUUCGCGCCUAUGAUGAAACUUUGCAAAGAGAUGGUCGAAGGUAUGGGUGGCACAUCCUCACCACACUACCUGCAAUUCAAACAGUAUUGCUACACAGCUUACACCACCCUACGCAAAUCCGCCAACCUGAUUCUGAACUUGUUCAGUCUAAUGGUCGAUGCCAAUAUCCCAGAUAUUCGAGUCGAGCCCGACAAGGCUGUUUUGAAAGUCAAGGAGCGUUUCCACCUCGAGAUGACCGAGGAAGAGGCCAUCCGUCACUUCGAACAACUCAUCGCCGACAGCGUGAACGCUAUCUUCGGCGUUGUCAUUGAUCGCCUGCAUGACUUUGUGCAAGGCUGGCGGGCCUAG